AUGGAGACAGACAUGCACUGGACUGAUGGCACAAUUAGAGACGCCUUAUGCAGUUAUGCAUGUGGGAUGUUCGAUGACAUGAAGAGGGACGGGGGCUCGCUCGUCAUCAAGAACACGAACGUUUUCGACGCGCUCGAGACUCUGAGGAAGAAGACCAAGUCCGAUAAGAUGAGUAAAGGAACCUCCAAGGACUACUCAUGGCAGCCCAAGGCGCCGGAGCGGCAUGAGUUGUUCUGGGCACCAGCUCUGUUGAAAACCAAGUCGUGGGCGGUUGAGGCUGACGAGGAUGGUGAUGACUAUUAUGCCACCACGGUCCCGACUCAGCCGGUUUGGCGAACCUCUGGACCUCAGCCGAGUAAGCAGAAGGCCCCCAAUGUAGAGGAAACAAUCUCAAAACAAGAUAUUCUUGAUGAAGGUGAUGAAGAUGAGGAAGAACAUGAACCAGAGGCUCUAGUGCAUCCUGAGCCAGUGGAAAAGAAGCCUGCUGAGGUUCAUGCACCACCAAAGGAGGCAGAAAAGAAGCUUUCAAAAAAGGAAAAGAAGAAAAAGGAACUUGCAGAGCUUGAGGCUCUUCUAGCUGAUUUUGGAGUUACCCAGAAACCGAGUGACUGUCAAGAUGAAUCAAGUGGUGUUGCACCGGACAAUUAUAGUGCUCCAAAAGGACAUGUGGAAAGGAAUGAAAAUCACCAUGCAGAGUCCAAAAGCUCCAAGAAGAAGAAAAAGAAAGAUAAAGCUUCCAAUUCCCUUGAUGCAAAAGAAUCACAAGAUGAACCAAACAAGUCGGGGGUGACUAAUGGACCAAGUGAAGUUGCAGGAACAGAAAAGACAGAGGAGGAAAUAUCAAGUAUUGAUGUUAAAGAGCGACUAAAGAAGCUGACAGCUGCCAAGAAGAAGAAAAGUACUAAAGCUGCUGCCAGGAGAGCAAAACUUGCUGCAGCCAAGAAGAAAGAGAAGAUUCACUAUAACCAGCAGCCUGUGCGGUAA
Molecule: messenger RNA, 984 nt
Organism: Argentina anserina (silverweed cinquefoil)
Lineage: Eukaryota; Viridiplantae; Streptophyta; Magnoliopsida; Rosales; Rosaceae
Source: RefSeq, a predicted model, not a curated record